AAAGCGCCGUUUGUGUGGCUCUCCCCUCUCUACUGCUUCGCCUUGCCGCCAAGCAUGUAGCUCUUGAGGACCCCGCUGUGAAUACCACUCUUCACUGCUAUCAACCCAUCGCCCCAUCUUCUCUGUUUUUUUCCCCAUUUUGUAGUUGGGUCUUGGUGUUGGUGAGGUUGAGUCUCGCUUGAUCAGCAAUGGCGACGACCAUGGCCGCUACUGCUGCAGGGAGCGCUGUCUCAUCCUUCGCCAAGUUGUCCUCCAGUGCCGUUGCUGGAGCUGGCGUUCAGAAUGCUGCUUUCCCCCGCUCCGCGGCCGCCACUUCUCUGGGAGGCAAGGCCAGCUCUCUCUAUGGCGCCAGCAUGCCAUAUGCACGCAAUGCAGUGUCCGUGAAGGCCUCGUCCACAUCCAGGAACACACUCACUCGGGCAGAGCUCGGCGACAGCCUAGAGGAGUUCCUAGCCAAGGCCACGACCGACAAGAAUCUGGCUAGGUUGCUGGUGUGCAUGGGAGAGGCUCUCCGCACCAUCGCCUUCAAGGUCCGCACUGCAUCUUGCGGUGCCACUGCCUGUGUGAACACCUUCGGCGACGAACAACUUGCCGUUGACAUGCUCGCCGACAAGCUCCUCUUCGAGGCUCUCCGCCACUCCCACGUCUGCAAGUACGCGUGCUCCGAAGAAGAGCCGAUCCUUCAGGACAUGGAAGGUGAGGGUUUCAGCGUCGCAUUCGACCCACUGGACGGCUCCAGUAUCGUCGACACCAACUUCACUGUCGGCACCAUCUUCGGUGUCUGGCCCGGAGACAAGCUCACCGGCAUCACAGGCCGUGACCAAGCUGCCUCAGCUAUGGGCAUUUACGGACCCCGUACGACCUACGUGGUCGCCAUUAACGGCUUCCCCGGCACCCACGAGUUCCUCCUCAUGGAUGACGGCAAAUGGCAGCAUGUGAAGGAGACAACUGAGAUUAAGGAAGGCAAGCUCUUCUCCCCCGGGAACUUGAGGGCCACCUUCGACAACGCCGACUACGAGAAGCUGAUUAACUACUACGUGAGCGAGAAGUACACUCUCCGCUACACGGGAGGCAUGGUUCCCGACGUGAACCAGAUCAUCGUGAAGGAGAGGGGUAUCUUCACUAAUGUAACCUCGCCAACCACCAAGGCCAAGCUGAGGUUGCUGUUUGAGGUUGCACCCUUGGGGUUGCUGAUUGAGAAUGCCGGAGGCUACAGUAGUGAUGGCAAGCAAUCUGUUCUGGACAAGGUGGUGGUGAACACCGACGACAGAACCCAGGUUGCAUAUGGGUCUCGCGAUGAGAUCAUCCGCUUCGAGGAAACGUUGUAUGGCGACUCCAGGCUCAAGGCUGAGCUCGCCGCUGCCACUGUGUAGAUUGUUUUUGUAUCUCUUUUUUUGCACUUUUUUUAAUUUUUUUUUUAUUAUUUUUUAUAAUCAUGGUACACCUUUCCGAGGCAGCAGCAGCAGCAGCUCCGUAGAUGAGAUAUUCUUUUUUUCUCUUGUAAAGGUUGUUCGGUGCAUGGCAUCGUCUCAUGGUUUUCCUUCUUCGCAAGCUGCAGCUUGUCAGGUUAUAGCUGCCACUUGGAAGCUUGUAUUUGUUCUCUGGUACUGGAAUGUGCAAAUUAGUCGAAUAUAAAUUUCAUCACCUGUGUUGUUAGGUGCAAAUAGCUUCUUUA
Physcomitrium patens is the source of this 1675-nucleotide messenger RNA. RefSeq names its product sedoheptulose-1,7-bisphosphatase, chloroplastic. NCBI's taxonomy places the organism in Eukaryota, Viridiplantae, Streptophyta, Bryopsida, Funariales, Funariaceae. The record is from RefSeq and is a predicted model, not a curated record. Gene Ontology annotation, cellular component: cytoplasm. Gene Ontology annotation, molecular function: fructose 1,6-bisphosphate 1-phosphatase activity. Gene Ontology annotation, biological process: fructose metabolic process; sucrose biosynthetic process; fructose 6-phosphate metabolic process.